Molecule: messenger RNA, 1391 nt
Organism: Symbiodinium necroappetens
Lineage: Eukaryota; Dinophyceae; Suessiales; Symbiodiniaceae
Source: the annotation of a GenBank genome assembly
GCACCUGCUUGCACCUGGCGCAUUGCCAGACCACUGAGAUGGACUGCACGGCGGAAGCCCUUUCAGACCUUCUUCGUCCUUGGGUGGAAAUCAGUUCGAUAGCUUCGAUAUGUGGUGACAACGCCAAGAACAUGGUUGCAUGUGCACGCCGUUUGGCAGAACAAUCUCCGCAUCCGCUCCUGGCAUUGCGCUGCCACGAGCAUGGAGCGCAACUGUUGCUGAAGGACAUUCGCGAAGCAAUGCCGUAUGUCAAAAACGCGACCACUGAGAUCCAUGCUGCCAUCAAAUGGCUCCGGAAACAGAAGAAGCUGAUCGGCAAGGUUAGAGCUGCAGGGAUUGUGAUACAACAUCGCCGCAAGACUCGUCACAACUCGUGGACCACAAUGACCUGCAAAUGGCUGCAGCACAAGGCCGCAGUGGUCAGGAUAGCUCGAGCUCACGGUGUCGAGCGCCUGGGGCAUACAGACCGUCAGCGUCGAAGAGCUGCCCAGAUGCUUCAGGUUUGGGAGCAGCAUGCCUUGGAAGCUCGGGCGAGACGUUUCCUUCCCGUGCUCUUCUUGCUGACGCAGUUGUCGAAGGCGUGCGCCUGUGCGCGCCUGCCGGAGGUGUACAAUCUCUGGAAGCUGGCAGAGGCCCAGCUGCGCGAGGUUGUGCAGACAGCGGAUUUUCGUGACACGAACGAGACCGAAGCUCAAGUCAGGGCCCGUCGAGAUGAGCUGAAGGAGAUUGUGCGAAAGCGCUUGGACAUGCUUUGCGAUGAGACCGUCAAAGCUGCAGCGGCAUUCGAUCCACGACAUCUUGCGAGACUAGCCGCAGGUGGUGAGGAGCCGCUGUGGCUGCAAGCUGCUUUUGUGUCUGCGACUGACGCUUUGCUGCCGAUGUAUUACGGAGCGGAUGCAGAAUGCCUCGAAGCAGUUUGUGGUCACUUGCAGGAGUACCGAGAGCGACGUGGCAUGUUUGCCAGAUUGCGAGAAUGGCCGGAUGCAACAGCUUCUCUGGAGAAUGUGAUCCGAUGGUGGCAGCAUCGACAGCCCAGCGCGCUGCUGAAGAAGGUGGCGGUGAAGCUAUGGGCCUCCGUGGCAUCACAGGGAGCUGCCGAGAGGGCUUGGGCAGUCGCCAAUCGCAUCAAAUCUCCUAUCCGGAACAGAUUGAGCUUGGAGACACAGCAGGAACUUCAACAGGUCAGCCUCAACAUGCCCAUGCUCCUUCCCGACCUCAAGGAAGCCCCGAAUCCGUGCUUGUCUCGGUGUAUGGCGUACACAUCCUUGCCCACUGUCAAUCUGGCCAAAUUCACGCGAAGGGAUGGUGUCCAAGGGCAGGACAUCUGGCCCGAAGACGAUGCCAUGAGCUUGAUCAGCAGUUCAAGCUCUUCCUCCACUGAUGCUGACUAG